Molecule: messenger RNA, 3718 nt
Organism: Toxotes jaculatrix (banded archerfish)
Lineage: Eukaryota; Metazoa; Chordata; Actinopteri; Toxotidae
Gene: fbxl14b
Product: F-box and leucine-rich repeat protein 14b
Exons: 1
Coding region: 638-1840 (400 amino acids)
Biological process (GO): SCF-dependent proteasomal ubiquitin-dependent protein catabolic process
Cellular component (GO): SCF ubiquitin ligase complex
Molecular function (GO): protein binding
Source: RefSeq, a predicted model, not a curated record
AAAGGCUUUGAGCUCAGGACGCCCCUCUCUCUCUCUCACUCUGCCUACAAAGCCAACCUAGCUCUAUCUUCCCUGCUUUUCUAUCAUGGAAAUGUUUUCUAAUAGGUGGCGUUAAGAGUGUUGGUUUUAUUUUUACUUUCUUAUACUGAAAUGUACGACCGUCUGGAUCCCCGCUCGGCCGAGAGAGGAAGGCUUUUUGUAGGUAUAAUACAAGGAAGCGUCGUCUGAGAGAGGGAGAGAGAGGGGGAAGGAUUGACGCUUUUUCCUCCUCUCCUCCUCCUUCUUCCUUUCGCCCCCUCUCCUCCUCUUUUUGGCGGAGAGAGGGGUUGAGGCAGGAAUAAACGCUUUUUUUGUUUUUUUUUUCUUUCUUUUUUUAAUGCAUUUGAAUCUUACUGCGCAACCAGACCGGAUCACGUGGGAUUGGAGAGAGUUGGAUCGAUUUUGCACAGUUCAAUGUGAGAAAAAAGAGAGAGAAACAAACAACUCUUUCUUUUUUUUUUUUUUACUUCUGUGGAUAACUGGGACUGUUGAUACUUUUGCAUUAUUGCAAUAGAAGGGGGGGUGUUUGAGUGGGUUCUUUCUUUCAGCCUUGGAGGUGUGGAGUAUUAAUUCUUAUAUGCCUGGGUUUUGAAAAACAAUGGAGACGCACAUUUCGUGCCUCUUCCCGGAAAUUUUGGCCAUGAUUUUCAGCUAUCUGGACGUGAGGGACAAAGGCAGGGUAGCCCAAGUGUGUAUCGCUUGGAGGGACGCAUCCUACCACAAGUCAGUGUGGAGGGGGGUGGAGGCCAAGCUGCACCUCCGCCGGGCCAAUCCCUCCCUGUUCCCCAGCCUCCAGGCCAGGGGCAUCCGGAGGGUCCAGAUCCUCUCUCUGCGCCGCAGCCUGAGCUAUGUGAUCCAGGGAAUGCCUAACAUUGAAUCCCUCAACCUGUCCGGCUGCUACAACCUCACAGAUAAUGGGCUGGGCCAUGCAUUUGUGCAGGAGAUCCCAUCACUUAGAGUUUUGAACCUGAGUCUGUGCAAGCAGAUCACGGACUCCAGCCUAGGCAGGAUAGCUCAGUAUCUGAAGAACCUGGAGGUACUGGAGCUUGGUGGCUGCAGCAACAUAACCAACACUGGGCUCCUCUUGAUAGCCUGGGGCCUCCACAGGCUCAAGAGCCUCAAUCUGAGGUCCUGCAGGCAUGUCUCGGACGUAGGGAUUGGACAUUUGGCGGGCAUGACCCGCAGUGCAGCGGAGGGCUGCUUGAACCUGGAGUACCUGACUCUCCAGGACUGUCAGAAACUGACGGACCUGUCACUGAAACACAUUUCCAAGGGGCUGACCAAGCUCCGGGUACUGAACCUAAGCUUCUGUGGGGGGAUCUCAGACGCAGGGAUGAUCCACCUCUCCCACAUGGCCUCCCUGUGGAGUCUCAACCUACGCUCCUGUGACAACAUCAGCGACACAGGAACCAUGCACCUCGCCAUGGGCACCCUGAGGCUCUCUGGGCUUGACGUUUCCUUCUGUGACAAGAUAGGGGACCAGACCCUGGCAUACAUUGCCCAGGGGCUGUACCAGCUCAAGUCCCUGUCCCUGUGCUCGUGUCACAUCUCUGACGAUGGGAUAAACCGGAUGGUGAGGCAGAUGCACGAGCUGAGGACCCUGAACAUUGGACAGUGCGUGCGCAUCACGGACAAAGGGCUGGAGCUCAUAGCUGACCACCUGACCCAGCUGGCGGGCAUCGACCUGUAUGGAUGUACCAAGAUCACCAAGAGGGGACUGGAGAGGAUCACACAGCUCCCCUGCCUUAAAGUGUUGAACCUGGGACUCUGGCAGAUGACAGAGAGUGAGAAAGUGAGGUGAUUGGAAAUGUCUUUUUUUUUUUUUUUUUGGUGUGUGUGUGUGUGUUUCUUUUUCUUUUUUGGAUGGGGACAGAGGGGGACACAAGGUUGGAUGGAUGGGUGGGGAGAAAUGUUUUUUUUGUUUUUUUUUUUUUUUAAAGAGAGAAAACCUUCCUUUCCCCUCCUGUGUAAGGUGUUUCUCCCAUGUGACCAGAAUUUUCUGUCGAAAUGUUUUAUUUUUCUUUCUGUUGGCCUUGCAGGAUAUAAAUUAGUGUUUGAUAUGACUUAAUAUUCUGCCUGGUAGGAAGCAAUUAAAACUUGCUUUUGUUGUGAACUCAUAAAAAUCCCUUAGCAGUUGUUUUGAUCUCAUAUUGAGUUUUAAUAUCUCAUAAAUUCUGACAUUGGACUGGAAUAACUUCAAUGCAAAUCAGCUCGUUUCACACAUUUCAAAAGUGUCAUUUUCUUCAUACCAUUGGAACAAUCUGCUCCAUUUACUGACACUUGCUUCCAGAAAAUUCUUGAAGUGAAACUUGCAUCCAUCCAAACUGGCAAAUUCCUUUUCAUUUAAAGCAGAGUGAGGUUUUAAAACUUGAGUUUGAGACUUUUAUUUUUACAGUGAGUCUGGAUUUGAGACAUUUACGACAAAUCUCCGCUACAGCCAUCACGCCUAAAAACAUUUGGCUACCUCGUAUGUGGUUGUUUUCAAAGGGUGUAUACUGUUAAAAAAAAGAAGGAAAGCAAGAAUGAGAGACUGGGAGAAAAUGUGCCUAAAGGGACUGUGUCUGCCCCCUCCCCCAUCCCUCCAUCCCCUCCCUCCCUCCCUCCUCCAUGAACAGAGCUGGAGAAAGGAGACCAGGACACAAUCUAACUACCUUUGUUAAUUUACCCCCAUAAACAGCAACAAUUUCCCGGAGACAGACAGAGAGAGAAAGGGAAAGUGAGCUGUAAAAUCUAGUCAAAUUACAAGAGGACGACGCUUUAUGCAAAAAACAUAAACCCGCUUGUGUACAAGAGCAUUUUUUUUAUUGUUUGUUUCCUUCAUUUUUAGGGAUGAAGUCCAACUUUAACGCCCUUUAUAGAGACGCGUUGCGUUCAAGCUUUGACCAAUAUAAAGGAGACAAGAUUAUCAGCUUACCCUUAGGAGAAAUACCUAUAGUCAUCCUAUAAUAAUACUGUAGAGGUAGAGGAAUAUUACAGUGAUAUAAUACGAGGUAACAUGUAUUGGUAUGAGCAGGCCUUUAUUAAAUGCAAUAUAUGUCAGUGUAAGUAUAUUAUAGGAAGAUUUGGUAUUUUUUGUAAGGGAUGCUGGUGGAAAUAAAUGUCAGUGGAUGUUCAGAGCGUCGUACUUCAAAUUGAAGUGAUUUCUAUAUCUUAUACCCUUUACUGAUCGAAACGAAUCAGGGUUUGCUCUACGGUUUUUUUAUUUUCCCACGUUGAUGCCAACACAGGUCGCAUUCAUAUUCAUGUUGCUCUAGAGAGAGAGAGGGAGAGAGGAGGGUAGAGAUAGACAUCUUUUUCCUCCUCUUUUUCUCCAUCUCUCCCUCUUUUCUCCAUGAAUAAAAAUACCCUGAAUCCAUUUUGAGACAUGCUUAGAAGAAGGAGCAAUCGAUUAUUUUUCUUGUCUCUCUCUCCUCCGUCUCGGGUUACAAGCGAAAUGCGUCUCUCUCUCUUUCACACACACACAUUUAUACACACACAUGCACACACGCGCGCACACGGGGGCCCGUGUGUGCGCGUUUUAAUGUAAUGCAAUGACCUGCUAGAAAAUUAAUAUACGGAUGUGCGUCCUGCUGAAAAAGCUGUGUGUUUGAAAAUAAAAAGAUGUACUGUAUAUUAUGUGUUUGUAAAGAAGAAAAAAAAUGCAGAAUCCCAAAAUUAAAUUGUUUUAUAUUCUUACGGU